GUCCCUUAAGACUUUCUGUAGAAACCAAAGUGAACUCUCAGAAUGUAUGAAGACAGCAAAAAGACGGGACGGGGACUGUGAUUCAGCACCCGCGACGGAGGCAUGAACAUGAAUAUAGUUUAGCUAGCCAGCUAAGUUGUGCACGGAAGUUGACAAGAUGUUUAAGCGGCGCGUUCAGCGUCCCUCUGCAUCCUUUAGGCAGGAAGAAGUCGACAAGAAGGUCUGUGUUUACGACUGCCGCUCCACAGACACCGUGGUUAAUGAGAAGUGGCUGGAGACGAGUGGUCUGGACUUCAACGACUUUCUGCUAGAUCUUCACAAGGAAUUUGCAAUCCGUCCACAUGAACCAUUUGUGUUGGUCACGACUGACAGAACAGUCCUGGAUUUUGACAAAUUUAGGGAGCUUGAGAAUGACAGCACCCUGUACUUGUUGCAUCGGGAAGCUCAAGCUCUGUCAGCGGCAACGAAGGAGCGCAUCAAGUUUGUUCCUCAUUAUGAUACGCUGAUCCGGGGCGGCAUGUAUGAGUACUAUGCGAGUGAGGGCCAGAAUCCGUUGGCAUACGCACUUGCUGAGCUUAUCGACAACGCUCUUUCAGCCACAGCUAAAAACACAGGACAGAGGACGAUAGAGAUUCGGAUGCUGUUUGAUGAAACUUUUGGGAAACCUGCUCUGAUUGUUUUGGAUAACGGGUGCGGGAUGACCUCUAAGCAGCUCAAUAACUGGGCAGUGUACAGACUCUCUAAGUUUUCCAGGGAAAACAGCAAAUUUGCAAGUAAGCAAGAGGGGUAUGUUCAGCCUGAUCCUGUCCCUCGUAGUCUCAACAGUGAUAUAUCCUACUUUGGAGUUGGAGGAAAACAGGCUGUUUUCUACAUCGGAGAUUCAGCCAGGAUGAUCAGUAAACCAGUUGGCUCCCCAGAUGUCCAUGAGCUGGUUCUGUCAAAAGAGGAGUUUGAGAGAAAAGAUAAGAACAAAGAGGAUAUUUACAGCGGGACCAUCACAAACAGGAAGCCCGGUGACUCCUCACAUGUGAAAAAAGAUGAGCGCUUCCUCCAUGCCCUCAUCGCUGAAGAAUCUAGGAAGGAAAGCUUCACAGCGGUUGUCAUCACAGGACUCCAGCCUGAGUUUGUCAGCUUUCUGAAACAAGAUUAUAAAGUGUGGACCAGACAGCUAGCUCAUAUGUAUCACUAUUACAUUCAUGGAGUCAAUGGAAACGACAGGAGCAGCAACUCUGCAGACUCAAAUGAUGGCCCUAAAAUUGACAUUCAGAUCACUUUGAGGGAGAAGCCCUCCAUUUGUCCCCGUGUGAUGAGUCUCAGGGAAGUUGAAGAUGACAUGGAGACUCUGUACAUUAACGCUGCUGUAGACAAGUUUGAGUUUAAGGCCUCCACCGAAGACGAUGGGACGGUAGAGGGAGUCAUUCGGUAUCAUCCCUUCCUCUACGACAAGGAGACUUUCCCUAAAGACCCUAACGUGCAAGCCCCUCAUGAUGAUGAAAAUGAUGUUAAUGAGUCUGGAGUCCUGGAUCAGGCAAGAGGGAAAAGGCCAAUAUUUGACUGUUUCUGGAAUGGGCGGCUCAUACCUUACACUAAAGUGUCUGAGUUUGAAUGGUGCACUUGGAACAGUAAAGAACCAAAAGAGCUCGCAGAGUGUUACAGUCGGAUUUCAGGGGCGCUUUUCGCUGACGGCAGAUUCAAGGUCAGCACGAACAAGCUCACCUUCCUGGAACUGGAGCUGAAACUGAAAAACAAGGGCACUAUCUUCACACGCGUCGUUAAUGGACAGAACCAAAGAGCUAACAUUAAGAAGGAGUUUACACAGUGGCUACAAAGCUGUCAUUACAAGUGGGACAAGCAAAUACAGUUCCUGGGCUACAAGGAGACCAUAACGCGAGCCGAUAUGCCUAAGAAAAUGCAGCACCCCUGGGCGACGUUCUCCUCCAUCAAAUGGGACGGGAAAACAUACCGAGCAGGCCAACUCGUGAAGUCUCAGAAAACGCAGCGCAUUCUGUAUGGCACCGUGGUUCAGUUUUUGCUGCAUGGAGAGUACAGCGAAGAUGUCUUUGCCACAGGAGGACAGGUUGAGGUGGCUCUGGAACCCAGAGCGUUUUACGACGAGACCAAGAUCAUACCCAUUUCCAAGAUUGAUCAGAGCGCCACUGACGAAGCCAUCAAGAAGAACAUCGACAAUGACUUCGCCAGGCUUCCAGACAAACUGAGAGUGGACUGGCCAGAAGGUAACCCCUGGCCACAGAAUGCGGUUCGUGCAGCUGGGACCCCGUUCGGGCCACUCAAAAUCGAAAUUCUAAACAGGAAAGAAGAGUCGAUAUCCAGGAUGCCAUCAGUGGGCCAGGGAUCAGGGAAACCACUGAUUAUUGAGUUCAAAAUCAUCCAGCAUGGUCCUAAACAAGACCAAGUAAUUGCUUCUUACGUUGCUCAACGGUCACCAAAGUGGGGGUUCUGGUUCAAAAAAAUUGAGUGUCUGACCCACCUGGGGAAGUAUACUGUGACUCUGACAACUGAACUAAGUGAAAGUAACGCUACUGCCUUUGGAGGCAGAGCGCUUCCCAGCUACAAACUCAAUUUCACCAUCAAAGAGGGAAAUGCAGAGAGUUUCGUCAUCGGUGAGGUGAACCCCACUCUCCAUGUAGGAGUGCCGCUCGACAUUCCUCUGCUGAUGAAAGAUGGUUAUGGCCACCCGACGGUGCCUCCUCCCCAUCUCAAGCCUGUACUCAAAUGCAGUGACCUGGACCUGAGCUAUGAGAAAGUGGACAGCAGUGGGACGGCGUUCAUCAUCCGAAGGGUCAAAGCAAGAGGAAAAGUCCUGAAUUACCAACAAUCAAAGCCAUAUGAGCUGAAAGUGACCCUGCCUGGUAUGAAAAACGACACGCAGAGUAUGAACAUUGUUCUUCUUCCAGGUAGGCCACAUUCCCUCCUCGUGAUGCCAGAAGACAAUCCGAUCACAGCAGAGAAUGGAAACCCUGCAAGGUUUGAUGUUGAGAUUCACGACGAGGCUGGAAACAUCACCUCUCACCCCAAACAGAUCGUUCACUGCCAGGUUCAGGGGCUUCCACUGGUGGCGACUGACUGCAGCAACACUGGAGCUGGACAGCUUGUGACAAAGCCCAUAAACCUGAAAAUAACAAAGGGAGAAGCACAAAAGCUCCAAGUUCAGUUCAAAAUGCCUAAUCAGAAGAACGUUGCUGCAGUUGUGAGGGAGCUGAAGGUGCUGCCCAGCACCAGAGUCUCUUUGAUGGAUGUCUACAGUCAGGAUGAUGAGAAUCUGGUCCUGAAGAACAAGGAAAAGAUAGAGUGGCAGGCUGGAGGCUUGCUGGAGAACCUGUUCUAUAGACUGUAUGAUGAGGCUGGUAGAGAGGUGCCUCUCACUCGUGAAAUAGCCUCCAAGAUCAAGGUCAACUGGACGGGAGAUGUAAAUCUGGACGAUUUGGCCCAGGGGAAGCUGCCUGAUGUACAGGUGCCCACGCAUGUGCAUGAUGAGCACUUCUACCAGGUGUCCUACCAAGACCAGAGUGUGUCUGUCUCCUUUAACAUAGUGCCUCGGCCGGAUGAACCAGCACGACUGAAAGCAAUCCUGCCACAAACCUCAGUGAAACUAGGUGAAACCCUGCCUGGAAACAUACACUUGCAGCUGGUGGACCAGUAUGACAAUGUAACCAAUGCACUUACCUCUACCAGUGUGAACCACAUAAGCGUGGAAGCUGAGGGUCUGGACAAAUCAGCUAUGGCCUUUACGUGGCAGGAGAGCAGCAGUUCUCUUCUGGUGACGGGGGUCCAGUUCCAGUCUGGGACUCCUGGGUCCAGAGAGAUGUGCUUCACCUAUGGGACCUAUGUGGAGAGAGUUAUGCUCAAAGUGACCCCUGGAGUUCCUGCACAGCUUAAACUAGUCGUUAAGCCAGAGGAGCCUUUGCAGGUGUUAAAUGAGCGCGGCAUCGCCACACCCUUCAUCGUCCAACUGUGUGACGAGUGGGGAAACCCCUCUCCGGACCAGAGGGUCGUGGUAGAGGUGAAGACCUCACCUCCGUCACUGAAGGUGACGACAGAUGUUACGUCACAGCCUGUGAACACAGAAGGCAAAGCCUCUUUUGUUGUGACUAGGGUGAGCGGACCAAAGGGGUACUAUCAGCUGGAGUUUUUUGGGUCCUUCAACAAGAAACCCAUCUCUGGUCCAUCAGUGAAUCUCACAGUCAUCCCUGAUCCCAACAAACCGGUCAGGCUGUCAGUGGAGUAUGACACCAAAGCCAAGUUUCUUGCUGGAGGAAAAUUCCCAGUGUUCUCGGUGACCGUGGUGUCUGAUGAAGGAAGCCCGAUGACGAAUUUUAACCCUGCUGCUGCGUCCAUGUUUCUGUGGACGGGACUGCCAGCAGGAAAUACGCCUCCACAACUGGCCUUUGAGCUGAAGUGUAGUAAACCCAUGGAGAAUGAAAAGAAUGACUGUUUUCGCUUCAGAGAUAAAGAGAUCCCAGUAAAAGUUGGAAUACACAGCAUCCAGUUUUCUCUACGCAUAGACAAAACAAGAACCCUGUUCAGUAAUCAGAUCACCAUAAAUGUGGUGGCCAAUCAGCCUGUCAAACUGGGCCCCGACUCUCAGCUGCCAACCCCAGCUGUUUCCUACAGUAAGGACAUUGCCAGCCGAACCUUGGUGGAAAAUAUGACUCUGAUGAUAAUGGAUUCAUAUGGAAACCCAACCGGGCAGGACCUGGACGGGAAGGUGAAGGUUUUUAUAAAGAACUCACACGGAGACAACAAAAACCUCCCUCUGUUUGAAGGCAAAACCAACAGCUUUCAGUUUAGCUUGGUAGAAGGAAAGGCCCACAUCACUAGGCUGGCUGUCAUGGAGAACUGCCCCGGAGAGGACGGCAGUUCAUACAUUCUCCUCUUCACCCCUGAAGUGUCGAUGGCUUCCACACCCCUGGCUCCUUUUGAGCUGCCCUUCUUUUUUUACAAUGAUGUGGAGAACCAGCAGAAAAUGUCUGAACUAGCCAGGAAGAAAGAUGAGCUCACUGCUCGUGUUGCUCUUUAUAAAGACACCUUUUCUGCAUCUCAUGAACUCCUUCAUUUGCUGACCUCUUCUCACCUGGAUGCAAAUAGAAAAGAGACCGAACAGAGAAAUGCUCUGAUCCGGAGGAACGUGAAAAUAACACAACAUGUCCCAGAUGUUGACAGACUGAUAGCAGAGAAGACUGCUGAAGCCGACAGGAUCCUGAAAAUGCCCAGAAGAGUCUGCUCCAUCCGUGAUCCCUUUAGGGGGCAGCAGGAUGUUCUGGGAAUGGUUGGACACCUGGCCUUUGUGCAGGACGAUGAUGCGGCGAGGGUGAUCUGCUGGCAUAUCAGUGGCGACAUGAAUUGUGUCAUCACCAAAACGACGGCAGCAGCCCGAAGGAUCUAUGUCAACACCCGAGGAGAGCAGCAGGUCAUGGCCCUCGACAGUGUGUUUGUGCCACCGGGCAACAGACCGCUGCCACACAUGAGAAAUGGCCACAUGCUCUUUGUGCCCCCUGGGAACCCAGUCCACGCCAGAGAGCUCCUAAUUUACCCCCAAGACCCGGAGAGCUGUGAAACCGUGUUUAAAAACCUCCUCGGAGAUACUAUCCUGAUGGAUGACCUGGACUCUGCAAACAGCUACAGACAGGCGGUGGUGCAGAAUAAGAUGCCGUGUCCCACCAUCCUGACCAGGCAGGGGGACAGGAUCAGUUCCAGGGGGAAGUUUGGAGGCGCACAGAACAAAGCCCCACCGAUGAACAAAUUACAAGUGUUUGGGGCCCCCCGCCCACAGCAGUACUACACUCUUCAGGAAGAAAAAGACCUGCUCAUUCAGUACUGCUCAGCUCUGCGGAAGAUGGAUCAGGCAGCGAAGGAGCGUGACGAUCACUUAAAAGAAAUGAAGUCUACAGAAAUGCUGAAAAAGAAGCAAGAAUUGGAGGAGAUUGAGAAACAGCUGAAGGACAUUGAGAGACAAUGUGUGUCCACCCCAGUAAGACCAGUGAAACGGGGUCUUCGGGAUGCUGGUGAGCCGUCAGGCAUCAUUGCAAAGAGAGCAAAGCAGUGAUCCACAUAAGAGGUGUAGUCCAACCUGACAGUUUGAUCACAAACUUCUUUAGACAUUUUAUUUCACAUUGAGUUCAGUUUUUGUAAUGCACCUUUUUGUACUAAUUCGUUUUUAAAUAUAUAUAUAUAUAUAUGUGUAUGUGUUUAAUACAUCUGUAAGUAAACUGCUUAUGACAAAGUUAUGUGCAUAGCAUGAUAUAUGUCAGAGAAUGUCUGAAAAAAAUACAUAUUUACCGAGAUUUCUUUGCCUGGGUCCU
This is a messenger RNA of Chelmon rostratus (copperband butterflyfish), 6320 nucleotides long. It is a transcript of the gene smchd1, whose product is annotated as structural maintenance of chromosomes flexible hinge domain containing 1. The record is from RefSeq and is a predicted model, not a curated record. Lineage: Eukaryota; Metazoa; Chordata; Actinopteri; Chaetodontiformes; Chaetodontidae. The transcript has 47 exons. Gene Ontology annotation, cellular component: chromosome. Bases 158 to 6064 code for a protein of 1968 amino acids. Gene Ontology annotation, molecular function: protein binding; ATP binding. Gene Ontology annotation, biological process: chromosome organization; double-strand break repair.